This is a messenger RNA of Colias croceus (clouded yellow), 1331 nucleotides long. RefSeq lists its product as uncharacterized. Gene Ontology annotation, cellular component: mitochondrion. Gene Ontology annotation, molecular function: glycine N-acyltransferase activity. Lineage: Eukaryota; Metazoa; Arthropoda; Insecta; Lepidoptera; Pieridae. The transcript is spliced from 3 exons. Bases 75 to 920 code for a protein of 281 amino acids. The record is from RefSeq and is a predicted model, not a curated record.
UGACCGGCCGUGGACGCGUACAGAGUACAGACUGUAAUAUUUUAAAUCAAAUUCCUUGUGUUCUGGUUGUUGCCAUGUACGAAGACUCGCUAAUAUUUUUGCCUGUGGAAAGGUGGAGAGAUCUCAUGAACGAGUUUAAAAACUUAUUUCCUCGAGGAAUAUCUGGGUAUACCACUCUUGAUAUUGAAUUAUGCAUUCUUGAAAACGGCGUCGAAUAUGGAUUCAAAGUUUACUGUCCUUACGGUGAUUUAUCGAAUGGCUUUGUAGGCAUUAACAAAAAAGCUGAAUUCAACGAAGUAAUUAUUCAAUCCCCUAAAGAUGACACAAGUGAGCUUAUAAAAGCUCUUAAAGAAACAAAAAUCAUAAACUGGAAACAAUCUUUGGAAAUACCAUUUGCACCACAACACAUAAAAAAUGUCUUGUUGGCAAUACAGAGUGAAAAAAAUUUUGAAUUUACCAGUAUUACAUCAACUGAAACUUUUUAUUUAGAAAACAAUGCACCAAUCUAUGAUAUCACAUUACCACCAGGGUUUUCAUUCAAGUUGUUACCUAUAGAGUAUGUAAAACUAGUAGAUGAUGUUUGGCCACAUCGCUACCCAUCUUCGGUGUGGUACUUCGAGCUGCUAAUAAAAGCCAAACUUGGUUAUGGACUAUUCAAUAACAACGAACUUAUAGCCUGGUGUUUUGUCAAGGAAAUGGGCGCACUUGGACACCUCUAUACAUUAGAACAACACAGAAGAAAGGGUUAUGGUGAAAUGGUACUGAAGCUAAUGUCAAAUAGAUUGAGAGAAGAAGGCAAACAGGUCGUGGCGUUUUGCGUUGUUGGCAAUCAGAGUGCUAGGAAUAUGUACGUGAAACUCGGGUUUAGUUUGACGGAGACCGUCCAUUGGUGUAAUAUUAAACCUAUAUCAAACGAUUGAGUGAUUUUACAGUAUUUAAAUAUGAAAAUUGUUUAUUAUUGUGCAGCAAUUGUGAUAAAAACAUAGAAAGUAGGUUAGUCCUUUUGCAAAUUAUUCACUCUUAGUAGAGAACAGAAAUGUAUGUAACACUUGUAAUUCUAGGAAUUCAUUAAAACUCGACCUCUUUCUUUACGUUUGUAUUAUUUUCUUUUACUUUUAUACAAGUGCUUCUGAAGUGUAAAUUGGAUUUUACAAAAUAACUUUAUAUUAGUUAAGUACAUAUUUGUGGAGCAGGGUUGAUAAUAUAUGAGGUUUCAUUGUUUAAAUAAGUACUGUAUUUAUUAUACUGAGCCAUUUUAAUCUAGUUAGUAUUUUUCUCAUAUUUUUCUAUUCAUAUAAUUGUAAAAUUCAAAAUAAAUUAUUUUAAUAAUA